AUGGUUUCUUAUACUAACCAUGCCCUAGACGAGUUCUUGGGUGGUCUACCAACUGAAGGUAAGGUUACAGUAGAUCUGUACUGUUAUACUCCGCCAAUGUGAAACACCGUUUUAGAUUGGGCGAAAGCUUAUCAGGUUAUAUGUGAACUCGCGCGUGAUCAAGUCGUAAGUCUUGAGGCUGCGAUAUGGUUGCAAGCACAUUAUGUCCACUGUAAUAAAAUUCGGAAACAGCAAAUAUUUCUUUCCAUUUCAGGGUCUAAUAAAACACUUAAUGACAGCUGUCCCAUAUAAAGCAGUGAGACUUUGUUUUGAUGGAACCUUCAGUGAGACCAAGUGUUCACCUAGGCUCUGUCUCGAGAACAUUUUGAGGAGCUUUGCGGUUAAUGAUCUUUCUAAGCUGUCUGAGUUCGUAAACGGGAGUGGGAUUUUUGGCAACGAUGGAAGUGUUUAGAAACACUUAAAAGUAACGUGUCGCAUUGUUUGCGUCAGGUUUGGUCAACAAAAAAUUUAAUAUGCAUCUAACUAUGCUAGGAGGACGUUUUUGAAUCAUGGACGGCAAAAGGAAGUCGAAGGCUUUCUUCUUUGGUUCGUAUUAUCAAUGGUGGGAGUGAAAACGCGCCAAAACUAAGAACAUCGACUUUCGUUUGCCUCCCAUGGUUAAAAGCGUCUGUGCUUAACUUUCUGGUAUGAGUUAAUCAAAACGUGGUUUUGUUAAAGGGGUUGUCCGUGUCGGUGGACGUUGCAGCGACAAGUUGAAGUGCUGCUCCCUUAAAGUUCAGCGGAAUGAAGCCAUUGCCAAAGAGCAAAUUCCUCGGAGAAUUUCUACGGCGAUAAGAAAUGUUCGCGAUGAACUGAGAGACUUAGAAAAAGAUGGAUCCUUGAAGCGUUGCACCGCUGUACUGAAAUUUUCUAGAGGAGGAAUUCUGUCCUUUCAUAUACUAAAGCAGUUUAUGUCAAAAUGUCACUCCAGGUGGUUCGAGAGGGAACAGACCCAAGGCCUAGACGAUCUGUUGUGCGACUGGUUGGGUGUGCAGAUGGUAGCAAGGAGGGACUCCAAGAAGAAACAUGAUCAUGAUGUGAACGGUAACGAAGAUUUUCAAACGCAGAUGUCGGAUCGUAACUUUUCAAACGAGGAGGAUUUCGAAGACGACGAUGGGGCAAACGCAGUUAAACCUUCUGAGGUGACCAUAUGCACGACAGAAGACACUAAAAACCCAGUUGGGCUGCGCAGGAAUCUCCAACAAGAGUUAGUCAUGUCUGAAGACGGAGAAAAACGUUACCAAGACCCAAAACGAUUGUCAGUAAAUCAACGAUGGAAACUCUACAGGUUGUGGGUUCAGAAAACCGAAAAACAUUACUUAAAUCAACUUCAGAAAAAGCAGCCGGAUUACGAAAUGGUAUUGGCAGGUAAGUUUGAAUUGAUGCUUGAAGAAGACUUCCGUGUUCUUCGAAACGCAUGUGUCAUUGGCAUGACAACGACCUGCGCCGCCAGAUACCGCCGUAUUCUUCAGCGGAUUCGCCCUAAAAUUGUGUUAGUUGAAGAGGCUGCUGAGGUACUGGAGGCUCACAUUAUUACGUCAUUGACGAAAGGUUGUCAGCACUUGAUUUUGAUUGGAGAUCACCAGCAACUAAGACCCAAACCAGAAGUCUAUGAAUUGGCCAAGAGGUACAAACUGGACGUGUCGCUGUUCGAAAGAAUGGUGAAAGUUGGAAUUCAGUGUGAGAGGCUGUCCGUUCAACAUCGCAUGAGGCCUGAGAUCGCCGCCCUGAUGAAGCACGUCUACUACGAUCUGGAAAACCACGAGUCAGUGGAGAAAUACGAAGACAUCAAAGGAAUGAAAAAGAACAUGUUCUUCAUCGACCACAACCAUUUGGAAGAAUCCUGUGAUGGGACGCACAGCCAUGUAAAUGAGCACGAGGCUAAGUUUCUAGUUGCGCUAUGUCGCUACUUACUACAACAAGGAUACUCAUCCAAUCAAAUAACACUUCUGACGACAUACACAGGGCAGAUGUUUGCCAUUAGAGACUGUCUCCAAGCGGCUAAAAGUGAAGAACUUGAGCAAGUACGUCUUACGACCGUUGACAAUUUUCACGGCGAAGAAAGUGACAUCAUUCUUCUUUCGCUUGUGCGCAGCAACAAGGACGAAAAAAUUGGCUUCAUAUCAGAUGUGAAUCGCGCAUGUGUGGCGCUUUCACGCGCCAAGAAAGGAUUCUAUUGCACUGGAAACUUUGCUCUUCUUUCCAAACACAGUGAGAUCUGGGGCAAGAUUGUACCAGAUUUAAAAAAUUGUGGUAGUAUUGGAAACGCUUUGCCCCUUGUCUGUCAAAUCCACCGUGACGAGGUGACGACCGAAACGGCCGAAGAUUUCAGCCAGAACGUUCCUGGUGGGGGAUGUCAGCGGUCAUGUGAAGUGCGACUGGAGUGCGGUCAUGCGUGCAAACGGUUAUGUCAUCCACGUGACACCGACCAUUUGGAGUAUUGUUGUGGAGAGCCAUGCGCUAAGAAAAUCGUGGGCUGUGACCAUGACUGUCCUAGGCGUUGUUACCAAAAAUGUGAAACAGUCUGUUCUGAAUUUGGGGAAAAAACGCUGCCAUUCUGUGGACACAAGCAAACAGUGCGAUGUGGCAAGGACUCGAGCAGCGUGCAAUGCAGAGAACGGUGGGAUAAAAUUCUACCUGCAUGCUCUUACCGUUGUCAGAGUCGUUGCGGUCAACCUUGUACCAAACAAUGCCAAGAGUACGUCAAGAGAACGAAUUGGCCAUGUGGACAUGAAGUCACCAUUGCUUGCUCAGCCACUCAGGCAGAUUGUCCAAUCCCCUGUGUGGCCACUUUGGAAUGUGGUCACCAGUGCUCUGGAAAGUGUGGCGAGUGUCGAAUGGGUCGGGUGCACAAACGGUGCGGAUUGAGGUGUGAUCGUGUGCUGGUAUGUUCUCAUCUUUGCAAAGAGCCAUGUCCAAUGUCCUGUCCGCCAUGUUCCUUGCUGUGCGAAAACCGUUGUGUCCACACCAAGUGCAAACACCAGUGUGGGCAGGCGUGCGUGCCGUGCAGUCACAAAUGCGGGUGGAGGUGUGUCCAUUAUAAGUGCGAUAGACGGUGUGGUGAGCUGUGCAAUCGUCCAAGAUGUGACAAACCUUGUAAGAAGAUUCUCAAAUGUGGAAGUAGGCGUUAUCCCCACCCUUGUCCUGGUUUGUGUGGGGAGGUCUGCAUUUGUGCCGUGUGCGAGAAAAACGAUGGUACAGAUGCAAUCACCGAAAUUUUUUUAGGUGGAGAAGGCGAAGAAGAUGCACUGUUCAUUCAGCUCCCAGACUGUAAACACAUCUUCGCCGUGUCGGAUCUUGACAAGUAUUUAUGAUACUUUGCUUACAUGUAUCUUCUCAUAUACCGUGAUGAUUCGAUUUAGUUCCCUCAAUCUCCCACCAGCAGGCGUUUUGCUGAACUAAACGCUCCCCCGCCAUUUGAAGACGUUUUUUGUGUAGAAGCGCCGCCAUAGCCAAUGUGUGUCUCUUCUAAUGUUAACGCUCAGACAACUUAGUUAAGGUCUUAGUUCAGAAUGAUUCCUUUAGCUAGAUGAACUUCACAGAUUUAUUUAUUACCCGGGCACUAAAUAGAAUCAUUACUGUAAACGGUUAGUUGUACAACAUUUCAACAACAAGGCCUUGUUUUUGUUAAGUGAAUUGCAGGAACGCUUUAGGAAUUAUAUAUUGUGGCCAUGCGCGUGAAUAAUCCUGUUUCAAAGUACUAGUUAAUGAAUGCUUGUGAAAAUUAUAUAUAUUUUACAAAGUUUAUCGGAAUGAUUCAUAACUCGUUACUCUCCCAGUACAGUUAACCUCUAAUCAACUGACAAUUCAGACAACAGAAUUUAAUAAUGGCAAGACGUUAUUGCUCCUUAGGCACAUGGACAGACCAAACUGUGACACAGAUGACCGUCACGUGAUUCAACUGAGAUCCUGUCCCCGUUGCAACACUGCAAUCCGCAGGAGCCUGCGAUACGGUAAUGUCAUUAAACAGCAGCUACACGACAUUGAGAAAGUGAAGAGCAAGGUGCGUGAGGAGUCGGGUGAAGUGUUAGAGGUGCAGGAAAAGUUAGAAACGCGUUUGAUAGCCCUAAAGGGUACGUUUCAUGGAGAGAACGAGAUGAAGGAGUGGAAGAGGGUAGAGAGAAGUCUGAGACGAAUGGCGAAAGGAUCAAAUACAUUAGCGGUUGUGACUGAAAACCAGAUUACACUGAUGGAACGAUUUUGCGUUAUGAGCCAGAGACUGAAAGAUAAUCUUUUUAGUGUGCCCCGCAGCCAAGUAAGCACCGAGAGUUGCUCAGAAGAUUCGUUCAUGUUUCUAUCUUCUCGGCUUGUGUGUUUAUCAUAAGUGAUCUUUUUGCCCUUUUCUCCCCUCUUUUAAGCACCUCUUCCCCUGCCCUCUCCGGAACGUUUUCAAGAAGCCCCCACCCAGCCACGUCCAUUAAGCCCGCCCUCUUCCUGAGAUAGUAAAUCAAGCGAAUUUUGAAGCUCUACAGCAAUACUUUUGAGGCAUCUAUAUGCUUGUGGAGUUCCACUAAAAGCAGCUAGAAAAACCUCAAUGAACGUAGUGGGUGGAUAUGUGUUCAGGUGGACAGAAUAUGCCCUAGUCCCCCUCCUUCCACUGUCCGCGGCCACUCUUCGAGAAGCCCCAAAAAGAAAUAAGCCCCUUUUCCGAGAUUUAAUAAAGCUUGUAAAUCAUUUAGUGCAAAAUGGUUAAGAAUCAGGAAUCAGGAUAGUACUACUAUAAUUGAACCUCAAAGUGACGUUAAUUUUUCACAGGCUAGAGUCCCUGAGCAUUUUUUGCAGGUUCCCCAACAUUUCGUUAGCACCCAUUUAUACAGCUGGACAAAGACACCGUGAAAGUCAAUUGCCCCGCAGAAGAACACAGCGGCAAUGUGUUAGGCUUCAAUGACACCCGUCUGGCUCAACACACUCAUGAUAAUAUGACCAUAAUGCCUUUAAGCGUUUUACAUGUAAAUGUUUAAAACAUAUUUUGGUCUCUUUUUUAAUUACUCAGUAACCUCUCUUAUGAUAUAUUCUCAGUUUUGUGGUUAUCUUAAGUUUUCAUUUUUUUAAUUUUUGGCCAGGCGUCUUCCUUCAGGGGGAGAUGGAGUACUUGAAAAAGUGUUUCAUGUCCGAAGGAGUCACACACAGAGAAUUUCGUGACAUUAAUCUCGAAUUCACCAGGCUUAAUUUGCAACUCGAGCUGUGUUUGCUGAGAUACAGCGUCACAAGCCUUAACCUGACGCUGGAUGAAUCCUCUAUUCAGCGCAUGAGAGAUGUCCGGGAAGAACUGUCCAGCGGCAAACUCGUAGAGACCAAGAAACUCGAUGAGCUGUUGGAAACGCUGGCAGCAAUCAGGAGAUUGACAAGCCUCGUUUGUACAUAGAACUUUCUUGAGAAAUGAGAAGGGGGCUUGGAUGCAAAUCUGAUCAACUUAUGUGACAAAAGCGUCUCUGAUUGGUUGUUACUUGCGCGCAAAAAUUCAGCCAAUCAGAAACUUUACAAGUAUCUCUGUAGAUUAUUUAUCAGUAUGGAGACAGUAAAGAGGUUUUAGCUUUCAAGGUAAACUUAAAUUUCAUCGGCCUGUAUUAACGGGCUUCUAUCGCAGAAAACGCAGUUCAAAACGACAACUUUCCCAGUUGUUAAUAUUUGUUGCUACCAUUUUUUAUUUCGUUCCCUAUUUUUGACAGAAUUGGACCGGUGGCGACUAGCUAGCGACCCAUCAAUAUAAUUUUCAUUUAUUUACGAAGGACUUAGCGUAGGUACUGUGAUAAAUAUAUCUUCUUUUUGUAGACGUCGGUACCCCUGCCUCUCUUUCGUUGACAGCAGAUGAAAGGAAACAGAUCGUGUCAGCUAUGGGUCUCUCUCAAGGUCAUUGGUUCAAGUGUCCUAAAGGACAUAUCUACGCUAUAGGUGGAUUCGGUGGUGCCAUGCAGAGGAGCACGUGUCCUGACUGCAGAGCUGUGAUUGGUGGAGCAAAUCACACACUGGAAGAGGGAAACGAGCUGGCUCCUGAGAUGGAUGGUGCAAACUAUCCGGCUUGGUCUGAACAGGCAAACGUACAAAAUUACAGCAUUGUAGAUGAAGCAUAA
Molecule: messenger RNA, 6110 nt
Organism: Porites lobata
Lineage: Eukaryota; Metazoa; Cnidaria; Anthozoa; Scleractinia; Poritidae
Source: the annotation of a GenBank genome assembly